Molecule: messenger RNA, 1537 nt
Organism: Frankliniella occidentalis (western flower thrips)
Lineage: Eukaryota; Metazoa; Arthropoda; Insecta; Thysanoptera; Thripidae
Gene: Phax
Product: phosphorylated adapter RNA export protein
Exons: 7
Coding region: 132-1400 (422 amino acids)
Biological process (GO): snRNA export from nucleus
Cellular component (GO): nucleus
Source: RefSeq, a predicted model, not a curated record
CCCCCACCCGCCGCCUCCGGUUAGUUGUCAUUCAUUCUUUGCUUCGAGUGUUUGGGAUAAAGUUUUCAAUCAGUGAAUCUGCGGGCAGUUUGGUUCAUAGGGGAUUUUCUGUUAACAUUAUCUCUAGAGACAUGGAUGAGUGUGAAGAAGGAGAAAUUUUGGACUUCGAUGACGAGGAGGAAGUAUAUAGACCAUUGGAGCGCCCCUCUCGCCCUGAUCCUACAGUCCAGUUGCAACGACCAAGAAUUGUCGAGAGUGAAUCUGACGAUGUCACUGAAAGUAGUUCAGACUCUGACUCAAGCUCUGGACCACGGUCAGCCAAGAAGCGGAAGAUGCACCGAGUUAAACCACCUCACCAGUCAAGGCGAGAUGGCCCACCUGCUGGUCAAAGUGGUGCAAGAAUCAGGAAAAACAAUGUCUGGACUGCUGGUAUUCAAGAGGAGGCUAUUAUAAAUGACUUGGAAAAUAUUGAUGGACUGCAGAAAUUCUCCCGUGAGCGAGGAGUUGAAUCUUAUGACUUCACAUUAAAUCAAGAAAGAAUGUCCGAAGAUGAAAAUGGGAGUAGCAACCACGAAGGUAAUCAACAAGAUCAACCUGAUGCUGCCACAGAUGAAAUGUCUCUCGACUCAAAUAUAGAUUUAAGAUCAAAACUCAGUAACAAGAGAAGGUAUGAGGAAAGAGGUCACGUUAAACAGAGACUUGGAAGACGACCAAGUCCCUCUGACUUACCUUCUGACGUAGAUGAAAGACUUUUGCAAGAGAAAUGUAUCGAAGACUUAUCUAAAUCAGCCGCUGAUUCUGUGGAAGAAAUAGCUCGUGAUAUGGCUAAAAAAUUACUUGAAACAAAGGAAGAACUUAUUUUGCGAAUCAUCAACACUGUUGGCAGGGAAAAAGCCAUAGCAUUGUAUCAAAAUACUCAGAAAAUUGAAUCUGAAGGGGGAAUGCUGAUCAUGAAUGGCUCACGAAGAAGAUCUCCUGGGGGUGUGUUUUUCUUUUUGGUGAAGAAUGAUGAUGAGAUUUCUCACCAUGAAAAGCAAAUAAUAUUUGAGGAAGAUAGCAAGACCUCUAUGAAAGACUUGAAAAAGCAACGAAGGGCAGCCCGGCAGAAGAAACUUGAACAAGAAAGGAGGAAAUUCACUGAUGAUAUUGCCCGGAAUGCUGAUUUACCAGGCCUUCUUACCAGAGCGGAACUAGUCGUGCAGCAAGGGACUGCAAUAAACUGCAAGAACGGUGAUGGAAGUGUGAGUAACCCUCCACCCUCACCAGCAACAGAUAAUAGGGGUGAGAGCUCAAAUGAUAGUCCUCCCCAUCACAUACAAAUCCCUCUCUCAAAUAGAAAUGUAGCUGGAUAUGACGAUGACUUCCUUGAUUUACAUGCGGAUGAUAUGGAUGAAUUUUGAUAUGUUAAAAUGUGUUCCAAACGUGUUCCCUGCAUUUGUGAUUAAGUCUACACAUUUCAACAGCAUGACAAAUUUAUAUUUUUGGAGUAAACCUAACUGUUAUUGUUAUUAGUAAAUAAUUAGUAAAUAAGAUAAAU